Caenorhabditis elegans is the source of this 1032-nucleotide messenger RNA. It is a transcript of the gene str-188, whose product is annotated as Seven TM Receptor. Gene Ontology annotation, biological process: detection of chemical stimulus involved in sensory perception of smell. The transcript is spliced from 5 exons. The record is from RefSeq and is marked reviewed. Lineage: Eukaryota; Metazoa; Nematoda; Chromadorea; Rhabditida; Rhabditidae. The coding region runs from base 1 to 1032 and encodes 343 amino acids.
AUGGUUUACCAACUGACUUGCACCGUUAUUUCUUUGUUUCUCAAUUCAAUUCUCAUAUGUCUGAUCUGGAACAAGUCACCCGCGCAAACAGGAAAAUAUCGAUGGCUCAUGAUGUACACUGCAUGCUUUGAAAUAUUUUGGGGAAUAUACGAUUUGCCUGCAGAAAUUAUAGCUCACUCCGUUGGUAGUGCAUUCAUUGUCUUCCGUAUAAACCAUCCCGACUCGAUUCUAAAUUCCGAGCUGUCUUCAUGGGUGGUUCUGAUAUACACUGCAAUAUUCGGUGCAUCGAUGGCUCUAUUUGCAUCUCACUUUGUCUAUCGUUACGGAUCAAUUGAAAUCUCGUUUGGCAAAAAGUUCACUUCUGAUUGGAAACUCGGUAUUAUUCUGAUAUUCCCUGUAGUGUAUGCCAUCUGGUGGGCGGCAACUGUACGAUUCUGCUUUUGGCCCAAUGAAGAUUUGAGGGAGUAUACCAGGGAAUUGAUUAUGACUACAGUCGGACAAGACAUUGAGAAUAUUAGCUAUGUUGGAACACGAUUUUAUAUUGAUUCGGUGAAUGGAACAAAACAUUUCAAUAUAACCGCUUGGAUUGGAGUUUGUCAAAUGUUUUUCAUGGUGGGAUCUUCCAUGGGAUGUGUAUUUGGAUUUGGAUUCAUGUGCUAUUUACGUCUUUCAAAUCAGAUUUCAAUGGUCUCGAUGGCUGUCAACAAUCUCCAAAAGCAACUUUUCUAUUCACUUGUUCUUCAAACUCUUAUUCCAUUUGUUCUCAUGCACAUUCCAAUUACAAUUUAUUAUCUUUGUCCCAUGCUCGACAUGGAUUUGGAUUUUGCUAGUGUCUUCGUAGCAUCUACAAUAACCUUAUACCCGGCUGUCGACCCACUGCCAAGUUUUUUCGUAAUUAAAAGUUAUCGAGAAGCAAUUCUGAAAUUUUUUCGGAAAAUCAAUGUAGCUUCCAAGAAUACAAUGGUUGUAACAUUUACAAUGAAUAGCGUUCGAAAUGAAUCAAACGUUGGCCACACACCUGCUAUAUUUUGA